AUGAAGAUUCUUGAGGCACAAUCGGCUGUUCUCACAAAUUACGAGGUGUAUCAGCACGUAUCAGAGCAGCGCGAACGAUACAAAAAUGCCAAGCGCCGUGGUCCCCCAAAUCUCGAGACUGUAGUUCGCGAGCUCCUCCAAUAUCUUCGCACAAACCCCGGUCCUCUAAGCCAGGAACCCCUUCCCUACACCGAGGGAUGCAUCUCCAGACUUCUAGAACGCUUACGGCCUUACAACCUUGCCAAGGGUGAAGUAGUCAUGAUCAUCAACCUGCGCCCCGCCUCAGUCGCUGCUCUCAAUACUGUUGUUGAGGAGAUGUCUGAGCGAUUCAACGAGGAGCAGCAGGAAGCCAUGGUCAAUAUCAUCGCUGAAGUCCUCGGCCAAUUCCCCGCUGCGGAGGAGGGUGCUGAAGAAGGGGGCGUUGAUGUUUCUAUGAACGACGCCGCUGCCUGA
Messenger RNA from Fusarium mangiferae, 453 nucleotides. RefSeq lists its product as uncharacterized. Gene Ontology annotation, cellular component: RNA polymerase III complex. Bases 1 to 453 code for a protein of 150 amino acids. Gene Ontology annotation, biological process: transcription initiation at RNA polymerase III promoter. The transcript is spliced from 2 exons. NCBI's taxonomy places the organism in Eukaryota, Fungi, Ascomycota, Sordariomycetes, Hypocreales, Nectriaceae. The record is from RefSeq and is a predicted model, not a curated record. Gene Ontology annotation, molecular function: nucleotide binding.